AUGGAUUUAAGGCAACGGGUAGACGAGGAGAGCGUGCGGGAGCUGUUGCGUCUUCUCCGCACGUGCGGGGGGCGCACGUGCGCCGCGCUGCUGGCGGAGGCUCUGCGCGCAAAGUGGGGGCUCUGCGCAGAUGAGCGGAAUGGAAACGGGGCGCGAGCGGCGGGGGGAAGUGGGAGGGAAAGGCGAAAGGGUAUAGACGAGGCUGGCAGAACAUCUAAAGAGGUCGGGGGAAGCCAGGGGGACGAUGAUACGCGGGGGAAGGGUAUGGGUGGGGAUUGGUCUGGAGAAAGGGAUGGGGGGGAGCGUGGAGAGGGGAGGGAGCGGAAGAGGCGGAAGAGAGAGGCGGCGGGAGGGGGGAGCGGAGAGGUGGGGGAGUACGGGAGAAGGAACCACGAUGGGGAGAGACUAGAGGAGAGGGGAGAGAGGGAGGAGCGGGAGGGAAGGGAGAAGAGGGCGGUUGAUACUGCUGCUGCUGCUGCUGCUGCUGCUGCUGCUGCUGCUGCUGCUGCUGCUGCUGCUGCUGCUUCUAGUGAUUCCCAUGCUGGUCCUGAUGGGGAUGGCGAUGCUGGCGGUGCGUCCAACGCGGACACGCUAUUGGAGGCCGUGCAUGAGCUGGCAUGGGAGCACAUCCACGGUGGCCCCUGGAAGGAUGUCCACGUGGCAUGGCGCGACGGGUAUGCCCUCACAUGCCUCGCCAUGGCUACUACUACUUGUGCUAACGCUCCUUCCACUCCUUCUCUUCCUGCUACUGCUAACGCUGCCGCUGUUGCCACCACCACCAACCGCUCUCUACCUGCCUGUCUGCGGCUUCUGGACCUAGGGCUUAUGCUGGGGGGGAACUUGUUCCGUGCAGCUAUCAAUGCCACUGUGGGGGAGAUGGAGGCCAGGGUGGGGGGCGGCGGGAGCGACGGAUGGUUUGGAGGGGAUGGGGGAGAUGGGAGAGAUGGGGAGGGCGGAAGGGGAGGCGAGAGGGGGGAUGGGGAGGAGGAGAAAAGUGGGGAGGAGCAACGGCAGGAGGAGGAGCAGCAGCAGCAGCAGCAGCAACAGCAGCGGCAGCUAGAAAAAUUGCAACAACCCCACACAACAAACCACAUUAACAAACAAAAAUCCCCACUUCACAGACCAGCCGAUGAUCUCUCUCCCCCACCCGCCCACCCCCUAACUCCCCGCACCACCUCCGCAGACCCGCCAAUCCCCCUUCCCCCCCACUCCUUCACAUCCCUCCCCAUGCCCCGCGCGCACCUGCCCUCUCUGGAGCGAUUCCUGCAGAGCUACAUGCAGGCGGGCGUGCCGGUGGUGCUGACAGGGGUGAUCACCCACUGGCCUGCUCUCCAGCGGUGGAGCGACUGGGGGUAUCUGAAGAGAGUGGCUGGAGGCCGCACCGUGCCCGUUGAGAUGGGUAGCAGCUACCUGGCGGACGGGUGGACUCAGGAGCUCAUGACUCUCGCUGACUUCAUUGACUGCCACGUGCUGAGAGCUAGGGUGCCACGUGGCAGCAGCAGGGGCGAUCAAGGGAAGGCAGGAGGGGCGAGCAGGAGUGGGAAAGGAUUGCCGCAACUGCAGGAUCAAGUGGGGGAGGAGGACGGGGAGGAGAGGAUAGGGUACCUAGCGCAACACACACUGUUUGAGCAGAUCCCCAUACUUCGUGCAGACAUUGACAUCCCCCCUUACUGCUGGCUCAGCGCUCCUGCUUCCCACCCUCACUCCCUCCUCGGGUCAAACUCUCACCCUCACUCUUCUCCGCAAGAGGUCGCUCGCACUGCAAGCAUGGGUGGUAGGUCCUCGGGUGAUACGUGCGACAGAGAAAGUGAUAGCUCAGGUGGUGGUAGCGAGGAGGAGAAAAAGGGGGAAGAGGCAAGGGAGAAGGUGGGGAAGGAAAAGCAAGGAAAGGAGGAAGGGGGGGAAAGGGCGGGGGAGGAGAAGGAGGGGGAGGAGGAAGGGGAGGAGGAGGGGGAGAAGGAGGGAGAUCCGGUGGUGAAUGCGUGGUUUGGGCCGGCAGGAACAGUGACACCGCUGCAUCACGAUCCCUGCCAUAACCUCUUUGCUCAGGUGGUGGGCAGCAAGUACGUGCGGGUGUAUAGCAGCAGGGAGGACGAGCGGCUGUACCCACACAAGGAGAAGAUGCUCUGUAACUCCAGCCAGGUGGAUCUAGACUCUCCAGAUCUCACCGCCUUCCCCCUGGCCCCCCUGGCGCCCUUCUGGGAUGUGCUGCUCUCCCCCGGCGAUUUGCUCUACAUCCCGCCGCGCUACUGGCACUACGUCAAGGCCACCCGCCCCAGCUGCUCCGUCUCCUUCUGGUGGAAACCCGCGGGUGAGAGGAGCUCCAGAUAG
This is a messenger RNA of Closterium sp. Naga37s-1, 2331 nucleotides long. Lineage: Eukaryota; Viridiplantae; Streptophyta; Zygnematophyceae; Desmidiales; Closteriaceae. The record is from the annotation of a GenBank genome assembly.